Penicillium waksmanii is the source of this 1434-nucleotide messenger RNA. RefSeq lists its product as uncharacterized. Lineage: Eukaryota; Fungi; Ascomycota; Eurotiomycetes; Eurotiales; Aspergillaceae. The record is from RefSeq and is a predicted model, not a curated record. The transcript is spliced from 4 exons. Bases 1 to 1434 code for a protein of 477 amino acids.
AUGCACUCGCUGACGCUGGCUCGUGGUCUGGGCCCUGGCAUUCGUGAGCUAGACAUCACUUCUUCCCUCACCAUGCACAUACCCCCGACCAUCGAUUCAGGCCCGAUGAUGCGCUGCCAAGUUAUGUCAUCCUACUGCGCAGACUACUUUCCUUGUCUAAAGCUCACAAAGGAUGUCAAUCCUACGCAUUUUGUUUUCAUGGGCAUAUUUGCCCUAUCCCCAAAAAGCCUGAUGCUAGAAACUGCCUGUUCUGCAUUGGCGUACAUUUUCCAAGGCAAAUUUCACCAUGAUGAGCAUAUUUUGCAGCAUGGAGUUCGGCUAUACAAUCGUGCUAUUCGCCAAUUGGCGUGCGCAAUGAGUCGCAAAGCCGAUACUGUCAGCACUGAGGAUAUUGUUUAUACUACCGUUAUCUUCCAGCAGAUCCAGAACCACUAUUGUCCACAUAGUCUUGAUCAGUGGCUUGCACAUAUAGAUGGGCUAAAUGCAAUCAUGAGACACUACAGUUCAGUCCUGAAGUGGAUACCCUCAACCCCACUUUUGGAUGCUGUCUGUGGAGAAUAUCAGAAAUUCCAGGUGGCUCUCACUGGAUUCAUGCAUCAAUCUGAUGAUAUAAUAACAUGGCUCAAAGAGCCACGCAAAGGCGGGAUAUGGGUUCAGUAUCUCGAGCUUCUUAUCGAGCUUUCACGAAUUGGCAAGGCUGUCAGCCUUACCAAUACCACUGAUCAUGCUGCUUUCAAAUCUCUCCUUGCCGACUGCCUCGCCCUUGAAACAAAACACCUGGAUUUUUGGACGAAGAUUAAUCCCGAGAGAGAGCCCCCAACAUACGCCCGUGGCGAAUUAAAUACUGGAAUUUCUCCCACGGAUGAUUUUUUCGGCCCAGCUUAUCGCUUUUCUUGUCUUGAUGAUGCCAUUUUACAUUCGGUACUCUGGGUAGCCAUGUCCUUCCUCUAUCCCCUCAUUCGUCAGUGUCGGAUUCUAGCCAACGCAAAAGGCACUCUCCAUCAUACUCGUAGCAAUCUCUUGAUUGACGAUUUUCAAGACGAAGCACAUCGCCUGUCACUUUCUUAUGUCUCCAAGGCUGCUCGGUGCCUUCCAUACUGUGGUCAAAAAGGCAUGAAUGCAUGGGGCAUGUCUUACGCGGUGUGGGUCGCAACUCAGGCAUCCCGGGUAUACGCCCAUGCGAAAGAUUGGGACCGGUUUAUGUGGGCGCAAAAUGCUUUGCUAUACGUUGAGAGCCUUGGAUUCGGAACUGCUGGUCAAUUCAGUAUCAUGUGGGGGAAUUAUUGGUUUGAAACUCACAAACACGACGCUUACAGGGUCAUGAGUUUAAGAAGCCCGAUUGGAAAGGAAAAGGAUAAAAUGUCUCCUUAUGGGGAUGCACAUGUCUACGAGUAUCAAGAGUCUCAGAACAGAGUUUCUAUCGCUUGGAAGUAG